AUGGCUCCCAAGCAGGAUUCCGAGGCCACUGUGGCCGUUAAUAUUGAAGAGCUGCGUGCCUCCAAAGAUGCCAUCAUCAUGUGGAGCAUGUCGCUGCAGUCCCAAAUCGCUGAUUUCAGCAAGGCCUAUGUUGAGCACGUCAACAAUGUCAUCAACGGAACCUCCGCCUCCAUCGACCUCCCGGCCAUGCCCAUCGGCAUGAACCACCUUGACUUCGCUCCGCGCGCCGGUAGCCCCGGUGCCAAGUCUGAAGCCGGCGGUCGCAAGAAGCGCAAGCGCGCGCCCGUGGACCCUAAUGCGCCCAAGCGUCCGCUCACCCCGUACUUCCUCUACAUGCACAACAACCGCCCCAGGAUUGCCGAAGACCUGGGCGCCGAUGCGAAGCCCAAGAAUGUCGCCGAAGAGGGCACCCGCCGCUGGCAGAACAUGGAUCUGAAGGAGAAGGAGAUCUGGAAGGCGAUGUACGGCGAGAACUAUGAGAAGUAUAAGGUUGACUCGGCCGCGUACAAUGCCGCCAAGGCCGCCAAAGAAUCCGCCAAAAAGGCCGGUGAGGAGGACAACGACCCGUCCGCCUCGCAGUUGCAGCAGGACUUUGCUGGCGCCGAAGCCGAGGAUUCGUCGGACGAUGAAGAAGAAUCUUCCUCGGAAGAGUCGCCCUCGCCUAUUCCGCCCAAGGAGAAGACUCCCCCGCGCAGCUCCAACAAGCGCCGUCGCAGCGACGCCAAGGUCGUGAAGGAGGCGAAGGAGGCGACGCCCGCAAAGAAGGGUAAGGGUAAGACCGCAGAGCCCACGCCGGCCAAGGAGAAGGUCCCGGAGAAGCGCAGCCGAGCUAAGAAGCGCAAGAGCGAGGCUUAA
Penicillium cinerascens is the source of this 855-nucleotide messenger RNA. RefSeq lists its product as uncharacterized. The record is from RefSeq and is a predicted model, not a curated record. Lineage: Eukaryota; Fungi; Ascomycota; Eurotiomycetes; Eurotiales; Aspergillaceae. Bases 1 to 855 code for a protein of 284 amino acids. The transcript has 3 exons.